CCGCCCAUGGAUCAGUUCACGUUUCCAUACUUCGGUUUCGGCUUAUGCUUCUUCUUGGCUCUCCUCCUCUAUGCGGUCCUACGCGCCGUUUGUGGAAGCGGCACCAAGCAUCGUCGCCUGAGGCUGCCUCCCGGCCCGUGGCAGCUUCCGGUCAUCGGCAGCCUGCACCACCUGCUGUGGGGGCUCCCGCACCGCACUAUUCGCGAUCUCUCCCUCCGCCACGGCCCGCUGAUGCUGCUCCGGGUGUGCGAGCGCGUGGCCAUCGUCGUCUCCUCCGCCGAGGCCGUGAGGGAGAUCUACAAGGGCAACGAGGCCCUCUUCUCGGAGCGCCUAAGCAGCCCGGGAAUCGACGAACUCUCCAGGCAUGGCCAGGGGAUCAUAUUCGCGCCAUACGGCGACCACUGGCGCCUGCUUCGCCGGAUCCUCAUGACAGAGCUGCUCAGCGCACGGCGCAUUGAGGCAUUUCAACGCAUCCGUGAGGAGGAGGCGGCCCGCCUCGUAUCCUCCGUUCAGGCGAAGUCAUCGUCGUCUGGUGGCGGACUCGUGAACGUGGGCGAGCUGCUCGACGAGUUCAUGACAGACUCGGCCGUGCGCGCCAUCUUCGGUGAAAGGCUACCGGACAGAGCCGGGUUCAUGAAGAUCGUCAAGCAAGGAGUGAGCCUGGCGUCGCUGUUCGACCUCAGGGACCUCUUCCCUUCGUCGCGGCUCGUGCGGCUUCUACCACGCGGCAGCAGGAAGGCGGAGCGGCACCGUCAAGAGAUGUUCAAGCUCAUGGAUAACAUCCUCAAAACUCACCAGGAGAGGAGGGCGUCCACAGAUGGAGACGAUGAACAUGACCUGGUCGACGUGUUGUUGAGGAUCCAGAAAGAAGGCGACAUCCGAGUUUCCCUUACCGACGGAAUCAUAAGGGCAGUGCUGAUAGAUAUCUUCGGUGCAGCACUCGACACCACAUCAACUACUCUGCAAUGGGCGAUGGCCGAACUGGUGGCAAACCCAAUUGUGAUGCACAAGGUGAAAUUAGAGACACGACGUGUUCUCGCAGGUCAAGCCACAAUACAAGAGUCCAAGCUAAAGGACAUGCACUACCUCAGGGCAACAAUCAAGGAGACGUUGCGGCUGCACCCUCCUGCCCCGUUCUUUCCUAGAUUGUGCCUGCAAGAUUACAAGAUUCAUGGAUAUGACGUGCCACGAGGGGCAAUUGUACUCACUAAUAUAUGGGCGAUCUCUAGGGACCCGAAAUACUGGGAUGAGCCAGAGAUGUUCAGGCCGGGGAGGUUCGAAGGCAACAACGAUGUCGAUUUUAGAGGUAUGGAUUUUGAGUUCACUCCGUUUGGGGUUGGGAGGAGGAUAUGUCCGGGUAUAGGAUUUGCCCAUGCAAGUAUUGAGAUAGCUCUGGCUAGCCUUCUUUACCAUUUUGAUUGGGAUCUGCCCAAAGGAGUUGAACCAGGAAAAAUGGACAUGACAGAGGUGUUUGGAGUCACUCUUAGCAGGAAGGCCAACCUAUUUCUGCAUCCAAUUCCUUAUGUUCCUUUGUAGAUGCACCUCUAGAUGAAUAAGAUGUGUUAAAUCACAUGCUCUUAAAACAUAUACAUGCGACUUAUAUAUGUAUACAUUAAGCAUCAAUAUGUAACCUAUAUCACUA
This is a messenger RNA of Lolium rigidum, 1642 nucleotides long. RefSeq names its product desmethyl-deoxy-podophyllotoxin synthase-like. The record is from RefSeq and is a predicted model, not a curated record. The transcript is spliced from 2 exons. Lineage: Eukaryota; Viridiplantae; Streptophyta; Magnoliopsida; Poales; Poaceae. The coding region runs from base 7 to 1536 and encodes 509 amino acids. Gene Ontology annotation, molecular function: oxidoreductase activity, acting on paired donors, with incorporation or reduction of molecular oxygen; monooxygenase activity; iron ion binding.